CUUUAAAAAAUAUUCACUAUAAAAUAAAUAUAAAAAAAUAAAGAUUUAGACAGGGCCUCUUUGCUUUUUGACACAGAAUUUCUUCAUGUGUGGACCCCACACCAUAACCUUUUCUAUUUAUCCAUCAUCUUCCCUCACAAUCACGCACACUCACAAACAACUCUAGCUACUUAUCUCCCAAAAUUUUCCCAUUAACAUUCCAUUUCCCACACCUAAAUCUAUCAUUUAUAAGAAAUAGAAAAAAAUGGGUAAUUACAAAUUCAGAUUCUCCGACAUGAUCCCCAACGCCUGGUUCCACAAGCUCAAGAACAUGAACAAGCCCACGCCCAACUACACCAAAACCUUAAACCACUCGAAGAAGAAAAUUCCUGCACCGGAAUUCACCAACUCCGACCAGCGCAAGUCUUACUACUUCACUAGGGACCUCACUCUCCAACCGGAUUCCCCGACCAAGCCCCCCACCGCCGCCGAGCCGCCACGGAGGUCGUCGCGGAGGAGGCGGAGCAACAAGCGGAGCCGCGCCCCCCGCCCGCCACCCCGCCUCGUGUCCUCCACCAUCUCUGCCGGCUGCACCUGCGGCGCAGCCGUUGAGUCCGUCUGGGCCAGGACCCAGACGGACUCGUCCUCCCAGGAGGAAUGCACGAACUCUGGCCCCGACCAGAGCUCGUCGUCCGAGCCGGACUCUAUUCUGACAGAGUACGGCUCGGGCCCCGACUCCAGCAUGCUGGUGUCGUGGCCGAGCCCCUGCAUUAAAUGUGGCACCACCACCAACGACAUCGUGAUCGACGUCAUCAGUGGCGUCAAAGGCGGCAGCGGCGGCGCCGAGGAAGAUCAGUGCCGCCGCCUCCCGCGGAUCAUCACGAGGAAGAGCGACGACAUCCCUACCGCCGCCGCCGCCACUAUCAGCCCGGCGAGGCGGAUUCCGGCGAAGCCUCCCGGGAUGAAGCUCCGCGUGAACUCGCCGAGGAUCGUGGGGCGGCGGCGGAGCGUGUCGUCGAAUUCGAGCUCGGCGGCGUCGUCGCGGCGGAGCAUCUCGGAGAGCUUCGCGGUGGUGAAGGCGUCGAAGGAUCCGCGGCGCGAUUUCAGAGAAUCGAUGGUGGAGAUGAUAUUGGAGAACAACAUCAGAGCUUCGAAUGAUCUGGAAGAAUUGCUUGCUUGCUAUCUGUCGCUCAAUUCCGAUGAAUAUCAUGAUCUUAUCAUCAAUGUCUUCAAACAGAUUUGGUUUGACUUUAUUCAUCUCCGCCUCAAGUAAUUAAUUACAAAUUCCCAUUUGUAAAUUUUACUAUUAUAGUAUUUAUUAGGUACAUAUACAUAUUAAAUUAGUUAAUCUUGGUAACUUCAGUCGCGUGAUUGAAGGAUUAUGGAAGGAUUGGAGGAGAACGUGUAUUGUAAAAAGACUCUGACCUCAUUAAUAUAUGAAGUUAAUUAAUUAAUUAAUUAAUUAAUUAAUUAAUUAUUAA
Salvia miltiorrhiza (redroot sage) is the source of this 1460-nucleotide messenger RNA. Its product is annotated as transcription repressor OFP1-like. The record is from RefSeq and is a predicted model, not a curated record. Gene Ontology annotation, molecular function: DNA binding. The transcript has a single exon. The coding region runs from base 245 to 1252 and encodes 335 amino acids. Gene Ontology annotation, biological process: negative regulation of DNA-templated transcription. NCBI's taxonomy places the organism in Eukaryota, Viridiplantae, Streptophyta, Magnoliopsida, Lamiales, Lamiaceae.